Vidua macroura (Pin-tailed whydah) is the source of this 4669-nucleotide messenger RNA. It is a transcript of the gene AOPEP, whose product is annotated as aminopeptidase O (putative). Gene Ontology annotation, molecular function: zinc ion binding; metalloaminopeptidase activity. The record is from RefSeq and is a predicted model, not a curated record. Gene Ontology annotation, cellular component: nucleolus. Bases 261 to 2822 code for a protein of 853 amino acids. NCBI's taxonomy places the organism in Eukaryota, Metazoa, Chordata, Aves, Passeriformes, Viduidae. The transcript has 18 exons.
GCGGCAGCAGCAGCAGCAGCUCGGGCGCCUGGCGGGGCCGGGCAGGGGACGGCGUGUCCCUGUGUGCCCGCGCACACGCCCCGGGAGCCGGCGCGCAGGCGGGGCAGUGGCCGCCGCUAGUGCAAGAAGUGGAUAAACUACAAUUUCAAUACCAUAAUCUUAUUCAGAAUUAUUUUUAGCACUGGGAGACUGAAUAUUCUCCUUCUGGAGUUAUCGUAUGUCAGAAUUGUCCAAGGCUUUGUAAAACUGUUGCCCAAUAGAUGAAUAUGGAGACACAGCUAGACCCCAUGAAGGAUGACUUGCCUUUAAUGGCAAACACUAGCUACAUGCUUGUAAAGCACUAUGUGUUGGACUUGGAUGUGGAUUUUAAAAGUAAAGUUAUUGAAGGCAGCAUAGUUUUGUUCUUUGAGACUGGGAGCCAGUACAGGAGCACCAGCAGUGCUGGCAAAGAAUGCUGCCAGUCAGAGUUUGAUGAAACCUGUAAAAUGAGGGCAUCUGAACCCUGCCACAUUCCUAUGAUAAAUGUUAGUACCUGUUCAUCUAAAACUGAAUGUAAUGAUUUUGCUGUCAGUGGUAAAGAAGAGGAAGCUACUUCCGAUGAAAACAGUAACCAUAGCAACAGUGAACAGGCUUCUGGGAUUUCUAGUUCAAAGGACUGCUGUGACACAGAGGAUCGUGGAAACAAGGAUUUUCUGCUGGUAUUGGAUUGCUGUGAUUUAUCUGUACUAAAGGCUGAAGAGGUAGAUGUUGCUGCUGUGUCAGGCAUUGAAAAAUUUACAAGGUCUGCCAAACUAACUGGUGUUCCAAAGGAGCUGGAAAAUCUCAGGAAUCGGAUUGUACAUGAACUUGUGAGUUUACCUGCAGAUCGCUGGAAGGAACAGCUAUACUAUUUUACUCACUGUAGCCAGGCACCUGGCUGUGGGGAGCUUCUGUUUAGUACUGGCACCUGGAGCUUGGAGAUAAGGAAAUCAGGAAUUCAGACUCCAGUGGACUUUCCUCAUGCAAUAAGAAUAUGGUACAAAACCAAGCCAGAGGGAAGAUCUGUCACAUGGACUACAGACCAGAGUGGCAGAUGUCAAAUCCUUUGCCAAAGGAGUCUAUGCUGUGCUUCCAACCCUGAAGAAAAGUAUAUAACAAAGCCCUGUGUUUAUACAAUGGGAUCACCAAUAAACAACAGAGCCCUCUUCCCAUGCCAAGAACCACCCAUUGCCUUGUCAACAUGGCAAGCCUCAGUCCGAGCAGCUGCAGACUUUGUUGUGUUAAUGAGUGGUGAAAACUCAGCAGAACCAGUCCAGCUUCAAGAAGGUAUCUUGAGCUGGUACUACUAUGUGUCUAUGCCAAUGCCAGCAUCCACCUUCACUAUUGCUGUGGGGUGCUGGCAGGAAGUUAAACAGCAGUCCUUCAAACAAAAAGCUGCUAUUGGAAUAAACACUGAGUUUUCCUUGCCAUCAUCACAAACUGAUUUAAGGUGGCAUGAAGAAAUCUGUGGUCAUGUGGAAUAUCCCUGCCGUUUCCAAAAUCCUGCUGCCAGGUUGCAAGCAGUCAUUCCUUAUAGAGUCUUUGCUCCCUGGUGCCUUAUGGAAAGCUGUGAAGAACAUUUGCUUCAGCUAAUUCCUCAGUGCCUCUCAGCUGCUUACGCCACACUGGGUACCCACCCCUUUUCCAGGCUUGAUGUUCUGAUAGUUCCUUCCAACUUUUCCAGCCUGGGAAUGGCUAGCCCACACAUCAUCUUUCUGUCACAGAGUGUACUGCCAGGAGGAAGCCAUCUCUGUGGAACACGUCUGUGCCAUGAAAUUGCUCAUGCUUGGUUUGGACUGGCCAUUGGUGCUCGUGAUUGGACAGAAGAGUGGAUAAGUGAAGGGUUUGCCACUUUUUUAGAAGAUAUAUUUUGGGCUAGGGCACAACAGCUAUCACAUGAUGAAAUAAAAGGGCAACAGGAAUUGAAAGCUUUACUUCGCUGGCGCCGACUCAGAGAUGAAGUGCAAAACUCUGAAGAAGAGCUGCAAGUUUUAAGGCCCAAAAAGGAAAGCACAGGAGAACUGAGUGAGUCUGGAGCCUCUGUUGUCAAAUAUGGUCUUAAAGCAGAAAAAAUCUUCAUGCAGGUUCAUUAUUUGAAGGGUUAUUUUCUUUUACGAUCUCUGGCAAGGACGAUAGGAGAGGUCUUAUACCUUGCAUCUUUACGGAAAUUUGUCAUUAAGUUCCAUGGGCAGCUCGUCCUUUCUCAGGAUUUUCUUAGCAUGCUGUUGGAAGACAUUCCAAAACAAAAACAGUCUGAGUUAACAGUAGAAAGUAUCUUCCAGAACUGGCUGGAUACUUCUGGAAUACCAAAGCCCCUGCUGGAGGAGGGAGAGACGUGGAAGGAGUGUCAGCUCGUCCAGCAAGUGAGCAGCGAGGUCACAAAAUGGAUUCAGACAAACCAGAGGAUCAGAAAAAGCAGCAAAAAGAAAAUGAAGCAGGAUGAAGUAGUUUUCCAGCAGCUUCUCCCUGAUCAGCUGGUCUUACUUCUGGAGUUCCUUUUGGAGGAGAAGACAUUGUGUCCUAGAAUACUGCAGUGCUUAGAGAGAACAUACCAGCUCCGGGAGCAAGAUGCUGAGGUUCGUCAUCGGUGGUGUGAACUUGUCAUUAAACACAAAUAUGAGCCUGGGUAUGGAGACAUUGAGAGAUUCCUCAGAGAGGAUCAGGCUAUGGGUGUGUAUCUCUAUGGUGAAUUAAUGGUGAAUGAAGAUGCAAAACAACAAGAACUUGCAAGGAAAUGCUUUGCUGCAGCACAAGAACAUAUGGAUGCAUCCUCAGCCAAAGUGGUGGCAGAGAUGUUAUUCUGAAAAGUGGCUAAGUUCUGCACCUGAAGAGAAGGGAGAGGAGACUCUGCAGGGCAGAGAGCAUUUGCUGCAUGAGAUCCCUUGCUGCUGAGUGAGCAGAUUUGUAAUGAAUGCAUGUGUCCAAGGUGCAGUGUAUGGAGAGUAAGAGGCAGAGGCAACCUGGGAGGGACCAAAGAGUUUUAGUUUUAAUUGAGAAUAAAUAGUGCUCCUUAAGUUCUCAGUCUGAUUGCAAAUGUAAAGCAUUGCUUACAGUAAUUUGGUUACCAUGCUUUCCUAAAGGUCAGAGGAAAUAAUGUUUGUGACUUUAACCUGAAAUUGUCAAUAAAGCUUUUGUUUUAUAGUCUUCUCUUUAAUGGAUGCUGUCAUGAUCCUCUCUGCAGUUUUAGCAUAGCACUGUGUGUUGUUUGCAGGAAAUGGUGGCAGCUCCAGUCGGAAACAACUUACAGUUGCUGCUGUUGUUCCAGGCUGUUGAUGGACCCGUCCUCCGGUGCCUACUGAGCUGAUAUCAGUUCUGAUUUUACACACUGGCUCAGUUCAGCAGGAACAGGAGUCGAGCCCUAGAGCAAAAAACAAGAUGUACCUUUCCUAAGAGUCUUUGAGAAAUGUUGCUGUUUUCUCUCAAAAACUGAAUCAGUACACAUUAUGAUAUCGUGAUGUUAGACACUAAAUGGCCUAAGGUGGAAAAGCUACCUCAGUACUGUUUAAGAGGACUGUUGGCUAAAGAUGAGAAGGUAUGUGGAUAUGUAGCACAUCACACAGUAUUGCUGUGGUAACUUGCCUCCAACAUGUAACCUGCUAAUAACCAAGAGAGUUAAUGCUUCCACAAUGGAUCCCUCCAUGUCUUCUCCAGACCUUGUUGUGGUAGCUUUAGGAAGCUAAAGAGAUCAUUGUUAACUCUGUAGCUACACUAGUUACACUCUACUGGUAACCUAAAAUAUAACUCAAUUUGGAAAGCUGGAGCAAUCAAGAAUGCACAGAUACUCCUUCAUUGUGACAGAGUAAUAACUUUAAACGCUGUUUCCGUUGCAGGAAAGAUCACAGACAACUCUUUUAAUAGAUCUUCUACUAAACCCCGAUGGUACUAGGAUUUCAUUGACCCAGGACAUCAAAGGAAGGAUUAUGUGACUGCUAAAACAAUCAGCUGACAGAAAUAUUUACCUUUCUGUAUUUCUAGAGGUCCAUUGUAACUGAGAACACAUGCACACAAAACAAACUACACAUACACACGUUAGUCUGAUUCUAGGUAAUUCUUUGAUACAAGAAUUUUGGCAUUUAUCCUUGCACAUUGGUAAUACAAUCAUUCUGGUUUGCAGAUGCCAAAGAUUCUUGAUUGGAACAACUUUAUUAAUUUGGGCAUUCUGAAAAUGGAUGAAACUGUCUUGUGUACUUAAAUUUUUGUUUGUAACUUCUAUGUCGUAUUUAAAAAACCUCAGUAUAAAAUCAUCAGGGGCUGGGGUGGGGCUCUUAAGAUUAGAUAGAAGCAGAAAUAAACUGUGGAAAGUUACCUGCCAUCAUCCUGGUGAUGGGAUGGGACUGAAGAAAAAACAAAGAUCAUCAUGCUCUCUCUGUCAUGUUUAGGUUAAAUUUUACUAGAAAUGUCAGAUGUCCCAUUUUCUGGAAGUGUUUUUCAUACCCUUGUGAUGUUUCUUUUGCAAUGGUAUGUCAAGUGUAUCUCUUCUUCCCUAACCAGUGAAUCUCUACAUUUUUAGAAGAUAUCUUAAUUAUUCCUUUCAGAGAGUUAAGAAUUUAAACCACAAAAAUCUCUUUACUUCCCUUGCACUCUAUUGUCUUAUAUCAAAUCCUCUUUGAUACUAAUAAAAUUAUCAAAAUAAAUUUUUUUUUCAAGUACA